Molecule: messenger RNA, 1400 nt
Organism: Ziziphus jujuba (common jujube)
Lineage: Eukaryota; Viridiplantae; Streptophyta; Magnoliopsida; Rosales; Rhamnaceae
Product: axial regulator YABBY 1
Exons: 7
Coding region: 465-1121 (218 amino acids)
Biological process (GO): fruit development; regulation of shoot apical meristem development; multicellular organism development
Cellular component (GO): nucleus
Source: RefSeq, a predicted model, not a curated record
CUUUCUUUCUACUACUGUCAAUUGUUUAUAUGAUACAUCAAAACUGGCACAUAAAAACACGUAUAAUAAUAAAAUACCAAUUAGAAAUAAUUGGGACAUAAAAAAAAGGAAUAAUAAAUUAAAAAAAGAGAACACUUUCUCAUUCUGUUUCAUGAUCCCCUGAUCUUCCCCCACUAUAUUAGUGGCAUUUUUUCUGUAUUUCUAUCUCUCUUUCUCUGUCUCUCUUUCUCUGACCUCACAUACACAAAUACUCUUUUUUUUCUUUUUUAUAUCCUCCUUCCUUAAUAGCAACUCAACAGUGGAGAAGAUCAGAUCCAAAAGAGGUUUAUUUGUCUAUCUACCAAAAUAUAUCCCACACUACUACUGAUCAGUCAAUCCCAUCAAUCAAAUCAAACCAAGCAUCACUCACAGAGAGAGAGAGAGAGAGAGAGAGAGAAAGAGAAAGAGCCCACAAAAAUAAAAAGAUGUCCGCCUCAUCCGCUGCCUUUUCACCGGACCACCACCUCUCUCCUUCCGACCAGCUCUGUUACGUCCAUUGCAAUUUUUGCGACACUGUCCUCGCGGUUAGCGUUCCUUGCACUAGUUUGUUCAAGACUGUCACAGUUCGAUGCGGUCACUGCAGCAACCUUCUCUCUGUCAACAUGCGCGCUCUGCUUCUUCCUGCUGCUGCUGCUAACCAGCUUCAUUUUGGACACAAUUUACUCAAUCCUCAACAUCUACUGGAGGAUAUCCGAAGCACCACUCCAUCAAAUAUUCUGAUCAACAAUCAGCCUAACCAGAUUAAUGAGCCGCUUAUCCCAAUCCGUGGAGGAGCUGAAGAGAUCCCUAAGCCUCCUGUUGUUAACAGACCACCGGAGAAGAGACAGAGAGUCCCAUCCGCUUACAAUCGGUUCAUUAAGGACGAGAUACAGCGUAUCAAAGCUGGAAAUCCUGAUAUAAGCCACAGAGAGGCUUUUAGUGCUGCUGCAAAGAAUUGGGCCCAUUUCCCUCACAUCCAUUUCGGACUUAUGCCUGAUCAACCCGUGAAGAAAACCAACAUAUGCCAGCAGGAAGGAGAGCCUGACAUGCUUCUGAAAGAUGGAUAUUUUACUCCUGCCAAUGUGGGUGUCUCUCCCUACUAAUCAAGCAUUAGGGUUUCUUAGUUCACAGCUCUACUAGUUUAGCUUGGUGUUAAUUAGCAAAUGUGUAUUGGAUUAAGCUUUCUAUAUUAUGAGACUCUUAAAAACUUGGGUUCCUUCGUUUUAUGUAUCUAUUAAUCGCUAAAUCCAGAAGUACGUAUUUAAGUCUAAACUUGUUUUGAAGCUUCAAGAUCUCCUAAAAAACUCUUGUGAAAAUGAAGCUCAUCUUUUGUGAUAUACCACUCAAGAAUGUAUUACUGUGAAUCGUUUUCAUUUUUUGAA